AUGGGAAAUGAGUCCGAUGCAUCGAGACUCCGUCUUGACGACGCGUUUUGCCCGACUUGUCUACCACCAUGCCCGUCCGCACCCUCUCACCAGAUCGUGGAAAAGUCCAUUCUGCCCCUCUCAGUGGACCUCCGGAGCAAAGCCCGAUGGCUCAGUGUGCUCCUGCCGUCCUUCCUGUCCUGGGGUGGGAGCAGCACUUCGUCGUCGGGGAAAGCCCGGCGGACAGCCUACCUAGACGGGCUGCGCGGGUUUGCAGCCUUCCUGGUGUAUUGGGGGCAUCAUGAAUUAUGGGCACACGAUGGCAUGGGCGCUGAGCGGAUCUUUGAGAAUGCGUAUGGUUACGAGAAGCAACACUUCCUGGUCGCAUUCCCCGGAAUUCGCACUUUCUUCUCCGGCGGACACUUUGCGGUCAGUGUAUUUUUCGUCCUAUCGGGCUACGUGCUAUCCGCCAAACCGCUGGCGCUGAUCCAGGCGGGUGAAUAUCUCCAGCUGGGCGACAAUCUGUCCUCUGCGCUAUUCCGGCGAUGGCUGCGUCUUCACCUCCCCGUUAUCGCUACCACGUUCAUCUAUCUCACGUUCCUUCACCUCUUCCACAUCCGCGCAACGCCGGAAUUGAAGGGCACCUACGGUGAAGAAGUGUGGAACUGGUAUAUCGAGUUUAAGAACUUCAGUUUCAUUUUCCGCGGGGGUGGUGAGCCAUGGUUCACCUACAACUUCCACUCGUGGUCCAUUCCCGUUGAAUUCCGCGGAUCCAUCAUUGUCUAUACGGCCUUACUGGCGUUUUCCCGCCUUCGCCGGAACAUGCGUCUGGCCGGUGAGGCCGGGCUGAUCUUCUACUUUCUCUACAUUGCCGAUGGCUGGUUCGGGGCGCUGUUCAUCUCGGGUAUGCUGCUCUGCGACCUGGAUCUGCUUGCAGCACGCGACAACCUUCCGGACAUUUUCCUGAUGCUGGGGCCGUUCCAGGAGGGAAUCAUCUACUUCCUUUUUGUCGUCAGCAUCUACCUGGGCGGCGUGCCGUCUCGCACGUGGGACCUGCAGGCAUUGCGUGAUUCCCCGGGCUGGUACUACUUGUCCUUCCUGAAGCCCCAAGCGGUGUUUGACUACAAGUGGUUUUAUCUGUUCUGGGCGUCCACCUUCAUAGUGACGGCGAUCGGGCGGAUCGGCUGGUUGAAGAGAUUUUUCGAGCUUCGCUUCAACCAGUAUCUGGGGCGGAUAUCCUUCGCCUUCUAUCUAGUGCAUGGACCGGUGUUGUGGGUGCUCGGGGAUCGGCUGUAUGCGGCGGUGGGUUGGGUGCGCGAUUCGCAUGCCACAAAUUGUCCCGGGUGGAUCGAUCGCUUCCCGCUCCCCCGCACGGGGCCUCUGGGGUUGGAAGUCAGCUUUCUGGCUACUCACUUGAUUCUGCUGCCGAUUACUCUUUGGUUGGCGGAGAUCGUAACCAAAUUGAUUGAUGAGCCGAGUGUGCGAUUGGCUCAGUGGCUGUAUCGACAGGUCACGACGCGUAGAUGA
This is a messenger RNA of Aspergillus niger, 1506 nucleotides long. RefSeq lists its product as uncharacterized. The coding region runs from base 1 to 1506 and encodes 501 amino acids. Gene Ontology annotation, biological process: polysaccharide biosynthetic process. Gene Ontology annotation, cellular component: membrane. NCBI's taxonomy places the organism in Eukaryota, Fungi, Ascomycota, Eurotiomycetes, Eurotiales, Aspergillaceae. Gene Ontology annotation, molecular function: acyltransferase activity, transferring groups other than amino-acyl groups. The transcript is spliced from 2 exons. The record is from RefSeq and is a predicted model, not a curated record.